Molecule: messenger RNA, 1428 nt
Organism: Chaetomium fimeti
Lineage: Eukaryota; Fungi; Ascomycota; Sordariomycetes; Sordariales; Chaetomiaceae
Product: mitochondrial carrier domain-containing protein
Exons: 3
Coding region: 114-1085 (323 amino acids)
Biological process (GO): transport
Cellular component (GO): peroxisomal membrane
Molecular function (GO): FAD transmembrane transporter activity; FMN transmembrane transporter activity; ADP transmembrane transporter activity
Source: RefSeq, a predicted model, not a curated record
CUUUGACCUCGGCGCAUUCGAACCCCGCCGGCGCCGUCAUUGAAUAGCGCCCGCCUGUCACUCCAUUCAACCUGAACUGCUUUCAGUUCACAUACACACCAGAAUCGCCCAGAAUGUCCCACUCCAAGCCUGUGCUCCCGCAAAACGACAAUGUCGCCCACGCCCUCGCCGGUGCAGGCGGCGGCGUCCUGUCCAUGGCCCUGACCUACCCGCUCAUAACCCUCUCGACCCGCGCCCAAGUCGAAUCCAAGCGCGCCGAGACGGCCUUCCUCGCCGCAGUCCAGAACAUCAUCGCGCGCGAGGGCGUGGCGGGCCUCUACUCGGGUCUGUCGUCGGCCCUCUUCGGCAUCAGCGUGACCAAUUUCGUGUACUACUACUGGUACGAAUGGACGCGCGCCUUCUUCGAGUCGGCCGCUGUCAAGGCGGGGCGAGCCUCCAAGAAGCUGACCACCGUCGAGAGCAUGAUCGCCGGCGCCAUCGCCGGCUCCGCCACCGUCAUCCUCACCAACCCGAUCUGGGUCGUCAACACGCGCAUGACGGCCCGCAAGCACACGACCGAGGCCGAGGAGGGGGACAAGGACUCCCUGCCCGGCGGCGCGCCGCCCAAGCGGGAGAAGAAGCCGAGCACCAUCGGCACCCUGCUCAGCCUGCUGCGCACCGAGGGCCCGCAGGCGCUGUUCGCGGGCGUCGUACCCGCGCUGGUGCUGGUCAUCAACCCGAUCCUGCAGUACACCCUGUUUGAGCAGAUGAAGAACACGGUCGAGAAGAAGCGCCGCGUCACCCCUACCGUGGCCUUCUUCCUCGGCGCCGUCGGCAAGCUGUUCGCCACCAGCGUGACCUACCCGUACAUCACCGUCAAGAGCCAGAUGCACGUCGCAGCCGCGGGCGAGAGGAAGGAGGGCGUCAUGGAGGCCAUCAACCGCGUCAUCAAGGAGGAGGGGUAUGCUGGACUGUACAAGGGUAUUGCCCCCAAGGUCACGCAGAGCGUGCUUACGGCCGCUUUCCUCUUCGCCUUCAAGGACGUGCUCUACGAGCACUCGGUCCGACUUCGGGGUUCUAUGGCCAAGAAGGCCCUCGCUGCUUAAACCAACGCAGCGGAUAUGGAUAGACCGCGGGUGAUGAGAUACUCACCCCCAUCCAGGACACCCGAAAGCCGAUCAGGGUUAUAGGAGAAAGGCAUGCAGCUAUAGCACCCAGUCAUCGCUAUAUUGGGGUCAAACGUAACGCGCCGAUAAAAUCUCGACACGGGGUAGGGAGAGAAGGAACCGAGGGGGAGAGUUGACGGGGAACCGACGUGCACCGAGGGGACCAUGAAUAACACAACAUUGUAUAUUAAACGUCAAACUGUGUAAAGUUAACCGGCGGAGGGAGGCGCAUAGAUUGGUCGGGGGGGCAAUAUCAUUUUCUUUUUCAUUCAGAAACAGAUCU